AUGGCUCAAGACGACCAUGGGCAGAGUCACGGAGACUCUCCCAAUAAUCCUUCAGCUUCUUCUGUUCUGACAUCAAACUCUCCUUCUCUAGCUCCCAUUGUCGCAUCUGUCACCGCUCCCACAACUCACGCCGCGAGCACCAGAACUGCCAAUACAGCUUCAGCUCAUUCCGACACGACGCUCCCGCCCAUCACCUCGAUUGCAUCGGUACCGUUCACAGCAGCGGACCGUCCGACCGCCUCGACGACCGCUGCAGUUUCCACCUCCGCACCCGUUCCCGCAGAGCCCGAACUUCCCGCAGUCUCUUCUUCUGCGCCGACUUCUACGCCAGCUCCAGCUCCAGUUGCCUCUACCGCUGCGCCCGCGGUUGCCCAACAGAACGGCGACAGUAGAGCUCCCGAGGCUGUCUCGACAACACCUGCAUCUAAUUCGGAAAUGUCUAACCAACAUCCGGGAAUGCCUCAUGGCCAGCAUGUCAGCUACCAGGGGUCUUCGACACAUUAUGCGCCAUCGAUCGGUGUAACAACUGCUCAAUAUGGCUCUUAUCCUGCGGUAACGAGUCAACCGGCUGAGGCGUACCGGCCCAGUCCUAUGCCUAUCGGUAGCAACAUGUCCCUGCCAAGUAUGAGGACGAUUGAGAACCCACAUGGACCGCCUGUGUCGAGUCCACAGGGCAUGCCGAUGAACAUGCCGAUGGCCCAAGUGCCAGGCGGUGUACCGUACUAUCAACAUCAGGGCAUGCCCAUGGCUCCAGGUUACGGACUUUCUGAUCCUAUGGCUCGUUACGCUAUUCCGCAUGAUCCCCGUCUUAUGGGCCAUAGGGGGCCAAAGAAGGAGAUCAAACGUCGGACAAAGACAGGUUGUCUGACUUGCAGAAAACGCCGAAUCAAGUGCGACGAGACACACCCAACUUGCAAUAAUUGCAAGAAGUCAAAGCGCGAGUGUUUGGGUUACGAUCCAAUCUUUCGGCAGCAAGCAGGCGGGCAGCCUUCUAAUAUUCAACCGGCACCUAGCCAGAGGACUCCUCCUACAGUCCCUAGCUCCGUGCCUUCGAGCAUUCCUUCCUCCAUAGCGCCCAACCCUGUCCUCACCGCUCGACCUACCAACUCAUACGGUAGCCAACCGUCGAUGCUCCCCAGCUCAUACGCAACAGCUCACGCAACAACCGCAAGCCCCAACCCUUCUAUCACCUCGCUUAGCUACGAUUCCAGUUUCUCCAACGUGGCGUCUCCUCCUGUCAAGUCCGAGCCAACAUACGAGUAUUCGGCUGCUGCUAUUGACCCAGCCCUUCACAAUCCCGAAAGCUCAAGAGCGGUUGACCAAAGGCCUCUUGCUGACAACCAAAACCUAAGAGCCAACAAAAUGAAUAUCGAUGAGAUUAUCAAACUCUUGGGCCAAGUUCCGCCGCCCCAGAGUGGUCCUCAUCCUGAGGAGAUGCUCAACGAAAUCACAAAGGUCUACCAUGAGAUGUAUGCACAUGGUCUCAGUUCUUUCUUCGAAACCACAUGGUACUUUUUUACGGAAAAUGGAAAGAUGUCACUUCCUCGAAACCCUUACUUGGUGGAUUUGCUAGCAAGCUUUCUCAAAACAUUGGAGGCUGUCAAGGUCAACGAUCAUUCGCAAAUGGCUUACUCGGGUAUCCUUGAGACGCGCCUCGUAUGGGAGCUUGCGCGAUCAGCCUACGAAGCCCCCACAACCUCUCCUGUCAACCCUGGUCUGCCAGCUGAGAAUGAUGCCAAGGAGGCCCAAAACCGAAUUCGAGUUGUCGAGGCACUACUCUGUGGCGACUAUCUGCCUUCCAACCCUCUUUGUUUACCCGUGCAGGACCCUGGCAAUUCUCGCAUCCGUCAAUUUGACUUCUGGUACAGUUUGGCCGAGUUUGUACGGACGCGCGACAAUCCCACUGGUCAAGUUGCAGUCAAGGUGAGGGAGGAUAUGCUUGCAAGAAUGCGUUACCUGCUCGAUGGUCGCGAGAACCGUGAUGUCCUCUACUCUAUUGCUGUUGUUCGAGAGCUUUCACCCCACUUCGAUUCUACAUACAACAACGCUCCGCAGCACGUUGACGAGAGCGACCCCAAGAAUAGGCUUGCGGUUGCAUCCAAAUUCAUCUUCGACGAGUCACAAGUGACAGGAGGUACGACCAACGUGGUUCGCCGGUUCUGCGACAUCGCACAUAGAGCAUUCGUCAAUCCAGGUGUCAAUAUCGCUCGGAGAAAUUAA
This is a messenger RNA of Fusarium poae, 2220 nucleotides long. RefSeq lists its product as uncharacterized. Gene Ontology annotation, biological process: regulation of DNA-templated transcription. The transcript is spliced from 4 exons. Bases 1 to 2220 code for a protein of 739 amino acids. Gene Ontology annotation, molecular function: DNA-binding transcription factor activity, RNA polymerase II-specific; zinc ion binding. Lineage: Eukaryota; Fungi; Ascomycota; Sordariomycetes; Hypocreales; Nectriaceae. The record is from RefSeq and is a predicted model, not a curated record.